Messenger RNA from Owenia fusiformis, 533 nucleotides. NCBI's taxonomy places the organism in Eukaryota, Metazoa, Annelida, Polychaeta, Sabellida, Oweniidae. The record is from the annotation of a GenBank genome assembly.
CACAUCUAUUACAUUUCCAUGCCAACCUGGCUAAACACCGACUGCUUUUAUUUUGAUCUUGGCUGGCAUGUAAUUCGAGGAAAAAACUCUAAAAUGUUCCAAGAAAAAUAGCAAAAUGUCGUCACAAAUUGACCAUAUACACACUAGAACAACCAACUUAACAGAGAUAUCCGAAACACGAAAUAGCAAUCUGUCGCGAAGGGGAACAAGGCGUACAUCUGCAUACAGUGAAAAGAAAAUCUCUACUGCAGAUAGAAUAGGAAGAAGAAAUGCAUUUAGUCUGCCAAAAAGGAAAAAACAAGAGGCUAUUCCAAAAGAUAAAAUUAUUGAAGAAGAAAAUGGACGUGAAGGAAAACGACAAGUCAGAAAAAAUCCAUUCAAACGAAGUUCUUCAGAUGGUUCGUCUCGUGUAAUAUUGCAUCAAAGGCGCAAAAUAGCCUCAAAUCCAAACUCCAGGGAGCUUCUCAGCAAAUCAAUUGUUGAAGGUUUGUUUACACCAAUAGUGUUUACACCAAUAGUAAAAUUGAUCAAGA